Molecule: messenger RNA, 1008 nt
Organism: Sinocyclocheilus anshuiensis
Lineage: Eukaryota; Metazoa; Chordata; Actinopteri; Cypriniformes; Cyprinidae
Product: interferon-induced protein with tetratricopeptide repeats 1B-like
Exons: 2
Coding region: 1-1008 (335 amino acids)
Biological process (GO): defense response to virus
Cellular component (GO): cytosol
Molecular function (GO): protein binding
Source: RefSeq, a predicted model, not a curated record
AUGGCCUGGAACAAUGUUCUCGAUUGCACCCUCAAUGAUGGCCUGUAUUGCCAUUUUACUUGGUCUCUAAGAGAAGAAGGUGACUUUGUUCUUUGUGAUUUACUGAAUCGUCUGGAGGAACAGAUUCAGCUGGAAUGUAAAGAGGCGAGAGUAACACGAGCUUACAACAGUCUUGGAUUCGUUCAGUAUCUCUAUGGCAACCAGCAGGAAGCACUUGCAAAUCUGCAGAAAUCAGUGGAGCUUGCAAAAGAACACUACAAAGACAGUGAUGAAGUUCUUAUUGUUACCUAUGGAGACCUCGCCUGGUUGCACUAUCAUAUAAAUGAGUUAUCUAAAUGUGAAGAGUACUUGAGAGAGUUAGAGAGGAUCUGCAGAAAAUUUUCUGGGGGAUUCACUUAUACUGUGGAGGUUCUCAGAGAAAAGGGUUGGACUUUUCUUAAAUUCUCUAACAAAUACUCACAUGCUGCAAAGGAAUGCUUUAGACAGGCCCUUGAAAUUAACCUGGAUGACAGUGAUUUAAAUGCAGGCUAUGCUAUUGCACUGUACCGCACAACAAAAGACACUCCUGACUCUUCAGACUCACCAACAAUAAAACAGCUUGAAAGAGCUAUAGAACUUAAUCCAGAUGAUGCUGUUCUACUACUGUUGUUAGCCUUAAGAAUGCCGAAUAACAGAGAUGAUAAGACAUUCGAACCUGCACUGAAGAAGGUGAUUGUGGCACUGAGGAUAUCUCCUGAAAACCCACACGUCAUAAGAUACACAGCAAAAUUUUUCCGCCAAUUAGGAAACAUGGACAUUGCCAUUAAUCUACUAGAAGAUGCCUUGCAGGCUACCCCAAACUCUGCCUUUAUACACCAUCAAUUGGCUAUGUGUUACAAAAAGAAAAAACAUACCUGGAAAAGAAACAUAGGAUGCAUGGCAAAGCAAAGUUUAAUGUUAAAGGGUCAGAUGAAAUACAGCAAUACCUGGAUCAGUGCAUCUAUCAUCUGGAUAGGGCAAUUUCCCUAA